Monascus purpureus is the source of this 677-nucleotide messenger RNA. NCBI's taxonomy places the organism in Eukaryota, Fungi, Ascomycota, Eurotiomycetes, Eurotiales, Aspergillaceae. The record is from the annotation of a GenBank genome assembly.
ACAGACAGAACUUCUCUGCGCCGCGCAAUCAUCCAGCAAUUUGGCCCUCAGAACACCAGUAUGGCUUCUCAAGUAUUAUCCGAUUCUCUUGUGGCAGGGAAUAAUACAUCUGACCUCAUUUCUAUCACUGUUGAGUUCACUGGAGGGUUAGAAUUGCUGUUCUCUAAUGAGCGCACACACAAUGUUUCACUACCUGCACAACUACAUAAUGGAAUCCGGCCGAAUAUCACCUAUUUGCUUCAAUACCUUAUCGAUAACGUCAUGAAGGACCAGAGAAGGGAACUCUUCGUGUUGGAGGGAAAUGUGCGGCCUGGCAUUCUUGUUCUUAUCAAUGAUGCGGAUUGGGAACUUGAGGGCGAGGAGAAGUAUGAACUCCAACAAGGCGAUAACAUAGUAUUCGUUUCUACACUGCAUGGGGGUUAAGCAAUCUUUUGAGAACAAUCCUACAUGCCGAUCUAGCCUAUCUUACGGCAUCGAAAUUACAGAGAUGGAACAGCAAGAUGCCUUGAUUCAGUUGGGUAUUUUAUCUAAAACGAUAUGUUUUGUUCGGCCGUGGAAAGUACAGUUAUACCACAUCUUCUACAUGCUGCUGUGAGAUCCUUUCCGGCUCGCGAGGGGUUCGGAUACCACUUUGCGGUGUGAUUGGCGUCGUUGAUCCGCCCGCUGGACUUCCUAAC